This is a messenger RNA of Homarus americanus (American lobster), 1779 nucleotides long. Its product is annotated as basic salivary proline-rich protein 1-like. NCBI's taxonomy places the organism in Eukaryota, Metazoa, Arthropoda, Malacostraca, Decapoda, Nephropidae. The record is from RefSeq and is a predicted model, not a curated record. The coding region runs from base 1 to 1779 and encodes 592 amino acids. The transcript has 8 exons.
AUGAUACUGGAAAUGCGAUGGGCAUUGUAUUUAUAUAACGUCAUAAUAUCUCCCAGAGUUAUAAAGCGUGUAUCAACAACUGCCCACAGGAGACCUGGUCGGUGUGGUGGCUCCCCCAGAUACCUCCAAGUAACGGCGGUGCCCCUUGGGGCCCUCAAAGGGGCUGCAGCGCCCCUUGGGACCAUUUUAGGGGCGGCGGCACCCCCAGGUUGCCUCCAAUGCGCGACAGCACCCAGGGGCCAUCCCAGGGACAGUGGCACCCCUAUGGAAAUUCCCAGAGGAUCUCCCAAAGACAGCAUCGCCCCCAGGGUCCCUCCCAGAAGCGGCAGCGCUCCUAGGAGCCCUCCCAGGGAUAGCGGCGUCACCUACUGUCCCUCCCAGGGGCGGCGGAGUCCGCAGGGGCCCUACAAGGGUCGCCUCCUUCCAGGAACCCUAAAGCUUGCUUGGUCUUGGUGUCGAGACCUGCUAAGGGCGGCAGCGCCCCCAGGGGACUUCACAGGUGCGGUUGCACUCUCAGGGACAUUCUCAGGUGCACCAGCGCCCCUAGGGGUCCUCCCAGGACCUGCGGUACCCGUAGGUGCCUUCAAGGGGUGGCAGCGCCUCCAGGGGACCUCCCAGGAGCGGUGGUGCCUCCAGGAGACCUGCAAGGGGCUUAACGCCCCAGAGAUAUCACCGGUCUUGGCUGCGCUCUCCAGGGGCAUUCUGAGGGUUGGCAGUGCCCUCAGAGAAUCCCCUCCCAGGGCCAGCGGUUCCCCUAGGUGCAUUCCACGGGGCGGCAGCACCUCCAGGAGCCCUCCCAGGAGCGGUGGUGCCUCCAGGGAAAUACUCUGGGUCGGCGUUGCCUCCGGGGGAUCUCCUGAAGGCAGCAGCUCCCCCAGGAACCUCUCAGGGGUGGCUGUACCCUCAGGGUCCCACCCAAGGGUGGCAGACCUCCCAGGAGCCCUACGAGAGACCUGCUACGUGCGGCAGCACCCAGGAGACCUCACAGGUGCAGCUGCGCUCUCGGGAACAUUUUCAGGUGCGGCAGCGCCCCCAGGGGUCCUCCCAGGGCCGACGGUACCCCUAGGUGCCUUUAAAUGGGCGGCAGCACCUCCAGGAGCCCUCCCAGGAGCGGUGGUGCCUCCAGGGAAAUUCUCUGGGUCGGCGCCGCCUCCGGGGGAUCUCCUGAAGGCAGAGGCUUCCACAGUGUGGUGGCCUCCCCAUGGACCUCCGAAGAGUGGCGGUGCCCCUAGGGGCCCACAAAGGAGCUGGGGCUCCCCUAGGGAUCAUUUGAAGGACGACAGUACCCCAAGUGGCCUCCAAUGCGCAACAGCACCCAAGGGGCCUACCAGGGGCGGUGGCACCCCCAGGAAAAUUCCCUGGGGAUCUCCCAAGGACAGCAUCGACCUCAGGGAGAUCUACGGGCGGCAGUGCCCCCAGGGCCUCAGACUCAGGUGCGGCAGCACCCUCAGGGGUUCCAGGCCUCUGGGUGCCUUCCAAAGGGGUGGCCGCCUCGGGUCCCUCCCAGGAGCGCGUGCCCUGGUGCCUUCCAAGCGGCAGCACCUCCAGGGCCCUCCCAGCGGUGGUGCCUACCAGAAAUUCUCUGGGUCGGCGCCGCCUCCGGGGAUCUCUAAGGCAGCGCUUCCCCAGGUGGCCUCCCAGGGUGGUCGUACUGAUGUUCCUCCCAAGGGCGGCGGGCCCCAGGAGCCACAAGGAGACCUGGUUGGUGCGGUGGCUCCCCAGAGACCUUCAAGUAACGGCGGUGCCUUAGGGCCCCCAGAAGGGGCCGCAGCACCCUAG